AUUCACACUGAGGUCACCCACCCGCUAUCCUCAAAAAAGAGAUCACCCACCCCACCACUCUCCCCUCCCUAAGUCACUACAUACAAAGAGAAUAAAGAAGGAGCACUUGCAGAUCAUACACCCUCUCAAAGCUCUUCCUUAUUCUCAUACUCCCCACUUCUCUACAGAGAAAGAAAAAGAAGAAGAAAACAGUACCGCAACUGCAUGCAAGUACUGGUGAUCUUGGUGCAAAAUUUCAGACUAGUUGAGUGGGUUUCUCUCUAGCUUAUCUAUCAAUCACCAAACAUCAUCCAAGCAUCAACAAGAUAUCAAGGAAAACCGAAAGGAAGAUAUCAUAGAAUGCCAAUUCAAGGAAUCUUCAUGGAAAGCACCUCAAUGCCUUCCCUCGACCUCUCGUUGAACAUCAGCCUCCCAAGCCCCACACCCUCCUCAACGCCCGACACCGACGGUGACCUCAGCCUUGACCUCCUUCACCAGAUCGAAGCCCUCAAACCACAAGCCGAAGGCUGUUCAAACUUGUUAGCUUGCACCCAUCUAUCCCUUUCAAGUUCAUUGGCAACCUCGGAGGCAGAUGGCUCUUGGAGGUGGCAAGGACCACUGCAUGAUCGAUGCCAAAGCAGCCAUCUCGAGUUGGUCUUCGAUGGCUCGAAGCCCAUAAAGGGAAUCCCCAUCUACAACAGCUCUAGCACACCGUUCCCCUCAGCUGAUCCCGAGAUGGGAUUCAACCACCAAAUGAUAUCUUCCCCUUCUUCAUGGCCCUUCUUUUGCUCUUCGGUGCCAUCUUCACCUUCUUCUUCUUGUGGCUAUUCUACCAAUUUAGACACAAUGACAUCUUUCUUGCACCCAGCCGGUCUGGUCCCAUCUAUGGCCUCAUCCUAUCAUCGGAUUGUGGCACCACCGACAAGGUUCACUGGGUUAUCAUCAGACACAAUCAAGUAUAACCAACACUACAACCACCACCAACAACAUGGAAUUGGGCCGCUAGAUGUCUCUCAGAACAUGAUGAGGUCGAGGUUCAUGCAGAAGAUCCCAGUGAAGCGGAGCGUCCGUGCGCCAAGGAUGCGGUGGACCAGCACCCUUCAUGCCCGCUUCGUCCAUGCCGUCGAGUUCCUUGGUGGUCACGAGAGGGCAACGCCCAAGUCUGUUCUUGAGCUCAUGGAUGUGAAAGAUCUUACUCUAGCCCAUGUCAAGAGCCACUUGCAGAUGUAUAGAACUGUUAAAUCCACUGACAAACCUGCAGCUUCCUCAGGCCAAUCAGAAGGCUCAGGCGAAGAAGAUUCUGCUCUUGGGACUGGCAAUCUCAGCUUCCGUCGAUUAAUGGAGCACAAAGGAUCAGAUGGACCAAUCCAGCUAAAUGACAUAGACUCGAAUACUAGAUGGAGCAACUCAUCUAUCACAGGAGCUUGGACGCAAACCAAUUCAAGUGAAAUGGAGGGCCUUAGACCAGCAACUUUCACGUCACAGACCGAGGGUAGCCAUCCUUGCCGAACCAGUGGCUCUACGGGGUCUCAUCAAGAACUCAAAAGCCCUAGCUUGGAGUUCACUUUAGGAAGACCAGACUAGCGGGACGGAGGGCAGGAUUCAUGCUGGUGGAGCUACAUGGCGGUGGUAUAUACACAUUCAGUGAGUGGCUCCUGGAAAGUUCUAAGGUAUUAGUUAUAUCAGCAAUGAUAAGAAUAUAAGGAGGCCUAUGUGAAGAAAGAAUGAGGAGAAAAUGCAAAUAUCAACUUCGGCGUUCUAUUUUGCAUGGUGCAUGAACCUUAUGCUCCUCAUCUGGUCCUUGUUCUUCUUCUUUGGCUUUUCUUUUGUCCCUUAUUUAAGAUAAAAUUAAUUCUUCGCUUCUUGUAUUAUUCUUUUUAUUUUCUCCCUUCGUUUUACACUUUUAUAUAAACCACUGGGGAGUGGAAUGGCCAGAGCUCAAGUCGAUAAGUGUCUAAUAUAUGACGUACACAUUAAAAGUUUGAAAGACCUAAAUCUGUUAUUUCAUGCA
This is a messenger RNA of Phoenix dactylifera (date palm), 1990 nucleotides long. Its product is annotated as putative transcription factor RL9. Gene Ontology annotation, biological process: regulation of DNA-templated transcription; abaxial cell fate specification. Gene Ontology annotation, cellular component: nucleus. Lineage: Eukaryota; Viridiplantae; Streptophyta; Magnoliopsida; Arecales; Arecaceae. The record is from RefSeq and is a predicted model, not a curated record. Gene Ontology annotation, molecular function: transcription cis-regulatory region binding.